UUUAUUUUACGGCCACAGUGUUAUUGACGAAUGUGUUGAGUUUUUAGUUGUUGUCGCUGUUGUAUUUCGUACGGGUUGGUAAAAUCUCCCGUCCGAGAAAUAUAAUCCAGGCUCAACGCCUGCUUCGCUUGGGGUGGGAAGGAGGGGGGAAGAAGGACAAACAAAAAUCGAGAAGAAGAAAAAAAACCUAAACGACAAACAGCGACUGUCGCGAUUGGAACCGGGUCCGCUCCGGAUACGUUGGACAGCUCCGGCUAGUGGCAGAGAGGAUCCGGCUCUAACACACGCACACGGAACAGUGAAACACAUACACGGAACACAGUGAAACACAUACACGGAAUCAGUGCAACACACACAUACACGGAACACAGUGCGACAUACACACACAGAACACAGUGAAACACACAUACACGGAACACAGUGAAACACACGGAACACACUGAAACACACACACACGCCACCACCACCACUACCGCCGCUGUGGUUAAAGCCAUGCUGCGUUGUAAAGGCCGCUGCUGGCUAUGAUGCCUUUCGCGAGACGUAGGAACGUGUACCUAAGGCAUCCGCUGUGGUGUUGAGAAGGUCAGGUCACGGUGGGAAGCAGGGGGGUGGACAUCGACAAUGGCAAGCCCCUCCCAGGCUCUGGAGUUGAGCCGCAAUUCCGCCAAUAUCGCGGCGUCUCUGCCGGCCGUCACCGCGGCAUCCGCCGUCGUGACCAAGCACCGGCGAUGCGGCUCCGAGUCGCUCGUCUGGGACAUGCAGGCCGCGGGGGGCUGGCGGCCCCCCGCUGCCGCCGCCGCCGCCGCCGCCGCGUGCGACGCGAACUCCCGGGGGUCCGCCGAGACGGCCCGCCAACCCGACAGCCCGCGGCUGAGCACGCGGCUCAGCUCGGGGCGAGGCUGCCCCAGCGUGGAAUUCUCGGUGAGGCCUCGGAGCGCGUCUCUGUCGGCUCGCGGAGGGCAAGGUCCGGCGCAGGGCCCCGAGGGAGAAGUGAGCCCCUUCACGCCGACGAUCGUCGGCUACGAAGUGACGGAGGAGAGGGCCAAGUUUACCGUGUACAAGGUUCGCGUGGAGCGGAACGCGCAUGACAGCUGGAUCGUCUUCCGGAGGUACGCAGACUUCGUCCGACUGCACGACAAGCUGCGUGAGAGCUUCCCCGAGCUGCGCAUGGAGCUGCCGCCCAAACGCUGGCUCCGCGACAACUUCCACCCCGGCUUCCUGGAGGUGCGGCAGCGAGGCCUGCAGGCGUACCUGUACAGCGUCGCGCUCAACAGCCGGGCGGCGCGCAGCGCUGCAGUGCGAGAGUUCCUGUGCCUCGAUGAGCCUCCCGGACCCUUCGACAGCUUGGAGGAGAGCAGGGCGUUCUGCGAGAGCCUGGAGGAGGCCAACGCGCGGCUCCAGCGAUCGCUGCUGGAGCGCGAGCGGGAGCUGGUGUCGUGGCGCCUGGAGGGCGAGGAGCUGCGGGCGGCGCUGGAGGCGGCGCAGGCUCGCGUCCGCGUCCUGGAGGACGCGCGGCGCUGCAGGGGGGAGGAGGAUGGUGACGGGAGCAGCGAUUCAAGAGAACCGGAGGGCCAUGUUUAGCAGACGAUCCACGUGUCCACCUCCCCACGCCAUCCCUUCCCCCAUCACACCCCCUCCCCACACCCCCUCGUGCUCCCUACGGCAGCCUUGGGCGGGGGGGGGGGGACACACCAAAGGUCUCCCGGUGCUUAAGAUCCCACAAGCUCCUCCCAAAGCAGCCUGUCACCUGUCAUCGACAACAACAGGGAAAUGGGAUUGCAAAAAAAUAAUGAGGUUUUUUUUUUGCUAUCGAUUUCCUCUGAUGAGUUUUUAAAUGUAAAAGGUUAAUAUAUGGCGUAAGUUUGUAAGCGUAAUCAUCAUGAUCAAUCCACUGCUGGAUGAAGGCCUCCCCAAGCGGCCGGCAUCCCUCACGAUCCUUGGCGAUGCAAUAAUCCACGGAGCACCUAGAUGCGAGCUAAUUUCAUCGCUCUGUAACCUCGGUGUAUGUCCUCUCAGGCUUUGGCUGCCACUCUGUAAUUAUUCUAGCGAUGUGUCCUGCCCAAACCCACUUUUCUCAACGCAAGAAUGAUGUGUUUACACCUGCGCAUGCGAGCGAAGGGGAUCAUCCAUUUAUUUCUGCCUUGGCUUGCCAUCAUCCACUUAAUACAGAAAUGAAACAUUAACAUAUUUCCAGAAAUGACAGCGAGACAGUGAAGCGAAAUAACUAAAUAGCUUCAAUGCAACACUUGUAUAUGGAAUGGUGAGUGAAAGCAAAGCCAGUACAGUCUUAACACACAUGUUCAACAUGAUCUCACUGCAGUUAUCUCGGUGUGCUGGUGUUCUAAUUAUUGGCAAGCUAAAUAAUAAGCACGAGGAAUUUUCACAGCAAUUGUUGAACUCGGAGCUGCCACAAUUAAGCGUUGUGCACUGGACCCUGAAGAAAGUAAUAUCAUACAAUCAGUAGUCUUUAAUUAUUUAGGGUUGAAGAAAACUAACUUGAGCACAAUGUAGUUUAGAAAUGUAAAACGGUUGUGUGUGUGAUAGCAUUAAUACGUAUAAAAUGACGUGGAACUUAGGGAAUGGUGAUACAAGAAUUGUACUUUUUUUUUGCAACACAUCUCAGAGCCUAGAGCAGAAAUGUGCCUUUUGUGAGUUUUAUUGCAAUCGUGGUUUUUUUUUGUAUUUAAGCUUACUCCGAAUUUAACAGAAAUGCCUCUGGCUUAAGGAGCCAAAUUUAAGUCACUUUAACGAGAUAAGUGUACAAGAUUGGACAUUUAAUGUACAAUCGAAGAAAACAAGUGUGCCAUUAAUCUUUCAUUUUCCUUCACCUUUAUCCGGCAGUGUUCUUCACAAAGCUUGGGGAGCAGCUGUGUCCCAGUUGAGCAUUAAAGUCAACGGCUAUUGCUCGUCAGUUGUUAUUCCGUCAACGUUACUCAUCUGCAAGUGUUCUGUAAAUAAAAUAUAUAUUGUUGGUUAUGCCAGCGUUGCCACUGCACGCUAAUUAUUAAUUAUGACACGAGUCUUGCAUUGUCCAUAUUCAUUCUAUUUCUAAGAACUACGCUUCAGAAAGACUUCCCUCACCAGUGUUAAGAAAAAAACUAUUUAAGAUUAAGUCUAACCCUGAAGGCAUCACAGACACAUCUCCUAAGUAAAGUACCAUGAAGGUUAUCUUUUUGCUGUGGGUACUUAUUGGAUGGCCCUCACUGCUGAACCAGUUGGCUGUUUGUAUUCUUCGCCUUUUUCUCUCGGUGCUUUCAGAGAUUAAUGCAUUCACAUUACAUUCAAUAGGGGUCUAAGUUGCAUUCACCAUCAAAGGCCAUGAAACCCUCAAGGAUUCAUUGGGGACACACAUGUACAUGUACAGCCCUUUGUCAUUCAGCCCUUUGUAAGUGCUGAGUGAUGGCCUCCUCACGGCGUUACAUGUCAUGGGGGUUAAUAGAGCAUAAUUCACCAUGUUCCGUCAAUGUAGGUUAGUAUACAUGGGCGCAUAGAAAUGCAGUGUGAUGGAGUUUGCUGCAUUGCCCUCUGCUGUCCACAACACAGCUACACAGGUUAGGUAUUGCCUGCUACACUGUCAUACACGGUGCUUGCUCAACCAAGCGCUCUCCAGGUUCAAUCUGCUGAGCUUCCGAUAUUUAACUAGAUCAUUACGGGCGAUUUGGAUAUAGGCAUGUAGCAUAUAUGCCGUCUUUUUUAUCAACCUUAUGGAGAUGUAAUUGAUGCAAAGCUGACAAAGGGUUCAUUUAAAUGUCACUGGUAUCAGUACAUAUGCUGGCAUUGAAAAACAUACUAUAAGAGCACAGAGUGGGAAAGGCAUUUGCUAGCUUCCCUGAAUGACUUAUGUUUUAAAUUGAAGCUGACUUCUAGAAACAAACGUUAACUUUUUCAACUUUGGCACUUAUUCAGUAUUGGGGACAUUCCCAUCGUACCAUAAUGCGAAUGCCUCUGAUACUCGAUAGUUAUACUUUAAUAUCGAAUGCUGCAUGCUUCUCGCUGCGUUGUCUCAUUUGCUAAAGGAGACUUGCUCAUGAAUAAUUAGUGUCAUGGUUUACGUGGUCAUUAUCAGCCAUGAUCUAUUCACUGCUGAAUGAAGGCCUCUCCGUACCGUGAAAUUCAACUAAACGCAUCUCACUCCCGCACGUGAUCUUUUAUCUCCAUCUCCGUGGCUGUAUACUGUUGGGUGUAUUCUGUCCUUUGGUUCAAGUGGUGCUUACUGGCUGCUCAUGCUGGCUGCUCAUGCAGAAGUAUCAGACACUCCUGGGAAAAUGAGCACUGUCCUCUCCGUGGUGAGUAUCGUGUGCCAAGCCCUGGUCUGUUAUGCCGAUCCCCUUUGUGUCAUUGCCACAUUAUCUGCCAACUAUAAAGGCACAUCCGCGAAAACAACACACGCUCAUGCAAAUAUGAUGUUUGGCAUCGUAGAGUUUGCACGCAUAGAAUAAUGACAUUAAAUAUUCAUCGCGUAUACAGUGACAGUCCCAGCCACUACAGCUGCACAUACAUAAUGCUGAAAUAAUAAAAUGGGUACUUGUGCAAUGGAAUGGCUCACAAAUGAAGUGCAUUAAUAGUGGCGGACUGGUAUCAUUUAAUAAGUUUACACGCUCCUGUGAUACAUAUUCUAAUCGCAUAUUUAAUUCAAUUUGGGGAUAAAACGCGGACUUCGUUUCGGUCGUUGAGUCUCGUGGACAAGGAAACACCUUGGCUCUCCAGUCUCGAGGUAUCGCUGUGACGCAUGAACAAGAUGCUCGUGUGCUCUUGAGUUUUAGCGAUGGCCCCUUGGGCAAAAAAGACAAGUGCGCGCACCCCUUAGGGCAAAGCUAGCGGUAAUCAAAAACAAACAAAAAAUACUGGGCUCGUAAUACCAACACGCCGCCUGGGUCCGCAGUCUCCUUUCACCAAGCGUGACAAGAAAGUGGCAUUUUAUUAAGGCCCCUUGAAGCAUAUCACACAAGUACAAUAAAGACCGCUUCCAGCAGCCAAAGCACCAGUUCUCGUAAUCCUGAGCAUUGCUGUAACACUUAAAAUAAGCAGUUAUUUUGUGUUUUAGUUUUCUCUGGGUUCUUGGCACUUUUAAAUCACUGGUUGGACAAUGUGAAAAUUGGCGAUUAUUGUAAUGGCUUGCACUGACUUUUUCAUUUGAGCACAAUUUUCAGUGCAGUGCAGCUGCCUCGUGUUAACUUGUGUUCUCUGAACACCACUCGCUGCGGCCUUAAUGCACUUUGCUGUACAAACGUAAUCGCAUGCACCAAGUGCGAAUGGACACAUGUACUUGCAUGACAACUUAUUAAUAAAAGCUAACCAUGUGAACGGAA
Petromyzon marinus (sea lamprey) is the source of this 5309-nucleotide messenger RNA. RefSeq names its product sorting nexin-16-like. Gene Ontology annotation, biological process: protein targeting to lysosome; early endosome to late endosome transport; endosome to lysosome transport. Lineage: Eukaryota; Metazoa; Chordata; Hyperoartia; Petromyzontiformes; Petromyzontidae. The record is from RefSeq and is a predicted model, not a curated record. Gene Ontology annotation, molecular function: phosphatidylinositol binding. Gene Ontology annotation, cellular component: early endosome; late endosome.